Messenger RNA from Ciona intestinalis (vase tunicate), 3968 nucleotides. RefSeq lists its product as uncharacterized. The record is from RefSeq and is a predicted model, not a curated record. NCBI's taxonomy places the organism in Eukaryota, Metazoa, Chordata, Ascidiacea, Phlebobranchia, Cionidae. Gene Ontology annotation, cellular component: cytoplasm.
CGAUUUUUUAGAUAUAUAGUAGGUUGGGGUAAGAUGGCCAAUUUUUUCAUUUAUUGUCCCAUUUGGUAGUAAACAAAGGAAUAUUUACAGAAUUAUAUAUCCGUAUCAUCAUAACUCUAAAAGAGCGUUGUUGAUUGUUAAAAACACGAUUAAAAAUAUGGGACAUUAUUUGUCAACAGUAUCCAUCUUACCCCACAGUGCCAUAAAGUAAUACUCAUUAAGAAGCAGCAAAAUUUUUCAAUAUCUAUACUGCUUUUUAAAAUAAUACACGUUAUUGCGGUGCAGUAUGAAAACUGUGUUACGUUGCUGUUGGUUCAAAACGUACGCGUGUUACUAUUCUCACAGCCCGUUUAGUUUGCUUUUGCUGUUACUGAAAUUAAACAUCACUACUGAUACUUUGGCGCGUUGAGUUUAACAGUCACACCUUUUAAUUGGUACUUCUAAUUAAACAGUUUCAUAGCUCGUUUUAACGAAAAUCGCUAUUACAUUUGAAGAUAAACUGAUGUUUUGAAAAAAUGAAUUAGUUUUAGAUAAAAUUGUGUAAUAUUGAUUUUUUUACACAUGUGCAUUUCGAUCAACAUUCUAAUUUUAGGUCCAAUUGUUGUGUUCAAAACUGUGAAGACAAAAAUUGCCUAUAUAAAGUUAUCCUCGUUAUAAUUUUAUAUUUAUUAUACUGAUUCCGAAAAGUGUGUCUAUUUUUUUUAUGUAAAUAAUACGUGCCUUCGUUGCUUUUGGUUUGACGCUUGUUUUAUACUGCUGAAAUACAACGUACGCUGUAAAGAGUAAGAAGUUUUUUUCUCCUUGGCAAUGAAUACGCAACACGGUCUCACAAUGUAUCCUGGCGUGGUAUGUAGAAUACACAUCAGUCUAGGUGGUACAGAGUGUAUUGUGGGCGUGUGUAUUUUGAUAAACAGGGGAACAGGGAAAAGGGACAGUUAAUGUAUAGGCUAUCGUGUGGUGGUGAAACUGCUUUUGUAAGUCGUCUCGCCAUAAUACGGAAGUGUCAAUCGUGUAUUCGAGUAGUAGGCCUAUACACGUAACAAGGUUUGUAUGCGUCUAGUCUGCAGAACAGAAACAAUAGUCAUUUCCUACAAUUGUUUAAGACAAUAGAAAGUGCUGUGCAGAACUUCAAACGCUGCAAAAAUGAUGAUACGGUGAAGUUACCGGCCGUGUUUAGGUUUAAAUCCGUAAUUGUUCAGGAUACGACUGCUGGGAAUUUGCAUACGUCAAGCUACAUGGAGGAAGCAAUUGACGAUGUAUUUCAUGGAGAAAGUGGCGAACGACUAUCGACCGAAAAUCGGGCCCACCCUCGAACUACUUCCAUGGUUUCCAGUUAUUCAGUUCAUGCUGACCACGUUGAUUAUAUGGCGGUAUACAGCUGCAGCAGCGAAGGCAGCAACCAAACGACAAUGCCCCAUGUGACCAGGGACGACCUCAGACAUUUGGUGGCCUCGAACAGACGAGAAGAGUUAAGAAUACAAGGAAUAGGCCUCAACCAGAUAGACGUUCCCACCAUUCACCCACGUAUGCUAAAGAUUUCUUUCUACGACGGGAAAAAUGUAUCGAACGAGGAUACCUAUAACCCAGAAGCGGAUCGUGUCGAGGUUUCGCAUUCCGGCGAGGUCUCAGUCGACGACCUUUUCGUUCCCGACGAAACCCCGCUGAGGUUGGUUGCGAUACUUGGAGAGGCAGGGGCCGGUAAGUCGACCAUGAGCAAACGAAUCGCUAACUCAGAAUCUCGUAUCUGUUUCCACAUGGAGUUUAUGCGAAUGGAUUAUGGGGAAAGAGAGUUCAACCUUCAGGAAAUUAUCUUCGAAAACUUUUACGGUUGCACACCAAGCGAGGCGAGCGCAUAUUUUGAGUGGGUACAGAGGAAUCAGUUCGACUGUCGUAUCGUCAUUGAUGGACUUGAUCAGGCAGCUUGGGAGGUAUCGAGCGCAGCACCAGCGCUAAAUAUUUCCAGCAAAGCAAAAGUUGGCAAGGUCAUGGCGAACCUUCUCAGCGGGAACUUUCUGCCGAAUGCGGAAAUACUUAUUACGUCACGAAGUCAUACAAUGCGUCUGCUACACAUCGGGCAACGACCACAGCGAAUCGUGAUGCUCAAUGGGUUUUCGCCGGAACACGGAGAAUCGUUGUUCACCCACUUUGUCGGUGGGGAUUGUGCGAAAUGGGAAACUUUGAAGCGAGAGGCGCCACAACUUUCCCUAAUGUGUAGCAAUCCAGCAAUGCUUAUUUACAUCGCAGCUGCUUGCUGUGCAAGAGGAGAUCGACCCAUUCGUUCGCUGACAUCAGUCCUAGACGUGGUGUUAGCAGACAUCAAGCAAUCUGAGCAUGUCAAGAACGUUAACUUGUCUGAGAUUUUACACAACGUCCACAAAGUCGCUUAUAAAGCUGUGGAGAAGCAGAUUGUUCUCAUAUCUGUUGCAGAUCUCAAGGAAGAUGAUCUAACCAUCGAAUCGGUGCAAGACCUCACGAUCACUCUGCCUUUAUUCAACGGAAAUGCGAUCCCGACGCGCGUGGUUGAUGGAUCAGUAAAGGUGUUUUUCAACCAUCAAACCUUGCAGGAGUACUUCGCAGCCGUACACGCCGUCGAAGCGCUCGAGAUGGGCAACUUUAAAGACUUCGUGGCGAAAAGGGUGUUCACGGAGAACUGGUACAUGGUGCGGCGAUUCUUACUGGGAAGGCUUCUGAGUCCAACUUUUAACCCACAUUAUGAGUUUUUUAAAGAAUACCUUCAUGCUCAGCAGUCGAGAUUGAAGAGAAUUCGAUUCGACGUAACUUCAAUGUUAAAACCUCCAGCGAUGGUUAAACCAGUCGUUUGCGGAAAGAAAUUGUUGGAAGAAUUUCAAAAAUGCGGUCAGCUGAUUACGUCAUACGACGAAGCAACAAGCAAAGAAGCAAGGCGUCAGUUCAUCCGACUUCUGCUUGACGUCAGAGAAUGUGACAAUUGUGAUGUCACAAAAGCAAUAGCGGAACGUUUUCCACGUGACAUCAAUUUGAGUCGAACUCCUCUGACGUCAAGCGACGCUCACGCUUUCAGUUACGUCAUGCAACACGUCACAAAAGACAUUGAUGACGUAAACAUCAAGUACUGUGACCUCACUACACAACAACUUAAACUAAUAUUCUCCGGAUUUCGGAUCCGAGAGAAAAAGAUUGGAUCUCUUCAUAUUGAUAACAAUGCAUUAGAAACCGCCGGAGUUCGCGUGAUAUGCGAUAUACUGGAAAAGGUGGAACGUUUCCUAACUAUGGGGGAUUGUUUCAAAGACGAAAGCGCGAGUAGAAGUAGAUACAGAAAUCUGAACGAAGAAGAAAGAAUAAUCCUUCAACAAGCACUUAACAAUGCUGGGAGCGAGAACCUUAUUCUGAGCGUUGGCGGAAAAAAAGACAUCAUGAGAAAAUCGUGAACUACUCUAAAUUAUUGGAUAUAUUGAGUAAAAUCUUUAUUCAAAUCUUAGUCACUGCAUUAUUUACAUUUUUGCCGUGGAGGUAAUAUACAAGAUAUACGGUUAUACAUGAUUUUUAUGAUGGUUACCAUGUACAUAAUAAGUCAUAGUGAUUUUGUUGUUGAACAUGCCCGUCACAUCAAUACGCAAUUAAAAACAAUUAUUUGAAGUGCACAUUAUAAUAGUAUAGGAUGGGGGGAGAUGGGACGUAUUUUCAUUCUAUUUUCUCGUCCCAUUUAGUAGUAAACAAAGAACAUUUAAAGAAUUAUAGAACCGUAUCCUCACGACUCCCAUAGACGGUUGUUAGUUGUUUAAAACACGAUCAGGAUAAUUGGAUAUUAUGUGCUAAAGGUUUCCCGCCUUCCCCACCCUACUAUAUAUAAAUAUCAUUGUAUAUCUAAACAAUCGUGAUGCUAAACUUAGACAAUAUUUUCUAUUUGUGUUCAAGGAGAAUUAUAAUGCAUUGCUGCUUGCCUACUUUAAAUUGCGAACUUAGAAAAAAUAUAUCAUUUCAAAACAUUU